This is a messenger RNA of Zea mays, 1201 nucleotides long. RefSeq lists its product as uncharacterized. Gene Ontology annotation, cellular component: membrane. Gene Ontology annotation, biological process: vesicle-mediated transport. The record is from RefSeq and is marked validated. The transcript is spliced from 5 exons. Lineage: Eukaryota; Viridiplantae; Streptophyta; Magnoliopsida; Poales; Poaceae. The coding region runs from base 198 to 866 and encodes 222 amino acids.
CGCCCCUCCCAACACUCCCAGACCCAUUUCCCUUUCCUUCCCCUCCGGCUCCGCCUCCUCGACCACUCCGACAACCCCCAGCGCCUCCUCUCCGGCGAGCUCCACCUCUCCACCGGCGGCGGCGAGAAGCGGGGGGGCUAACUAAGUCUGUAGGCUGCGGCGGAGGUGAUCCCGGAGCCGGAGCCGAGUCUAGGGCGAUGGGGCAGCAGUCGCUGAUCUACGCGUUCGUGGCGCGUGGCACCGUGGUGCUGGCCGAGUACACCGAGUUCACCGGCAACUUCACCACCAUCGCCGCCCAGUGCCUGCAGAAGCUCCCCGCCAGCAACAACAAGUUCACCUACAACUGCGACGGCCACACCUUCAACUACCUCGUCGAGGACGGAUUCACGUAUUGUGUAGUUGCUGUUGAAUCAGUUGGGCGACAAAUCCCCAUAGCUUUCCUGGACAGAGUUAAGGAAGACUUCACCAAAAAGUAUGGAGGCGGGAAAGCAGCUACUGCUGCAGCGAACAGCUUGAACAGGGAGUUUGGAUCAAAGCUUAAAGAGCACAUGCAGUACUGUGUGGACCACCCUGAGGAGGUUAGCAAGCUUGCCAAGGUGAAGGCCCAAGUCUCCGAAGUCAAAGGAGUUAUGAUGGAAAACAUUGAGAAGGUUCUUGACCGUGGCGAGAAGAUUGAACUGCUUGUCGACAAAACUGAAAAUCUGCGUUCUCAGGCACAAGAUUUCAGGCAGCAGGGCACCAAGGUGCGGCGGAAGAUGUGGCUCCAAAACAUGAAGAUCAAGCUGAUCGUGCUGGGCAUCAUCAUCGCGCUCAUCCUCAUCAUCAUCCUGUCGGUGUGCCAUGGCUUCAAGUGCGGCAGCAAGUGAGGAGGGGGACUUACGGAUGGCCGUGCCCUGCCCUGCCCUGCCCUGGCACCUGCGAGAAGGAGGAGACUACAUGUGGAGUUUUUUUUUUGCUUCUUUAGUCGUCGUGUUAAGUCGUCCUGCGCCGAUAAUUCUUGGUGGUCACCAGAUAAAGAGUCAUUCCUGGUGUCGGUGUUGAUUGCUGUUGGUUGGUCGGGAAAUGACUGGGUGAACCGAGGGGCGAAGUGGGAGGGGGGUUGUGUCGUGUAAUUUUGGAUGCCACUAUUGUGCAUGUAUAGCCCCGUGUGCUGUGCUACCCUGAUCCGUGUUGCUACUCCUAUGUCAGUAGAUGUUACGUA